AUGAAAGCCGCUGGAAUGAACCUUCGUAAAUGGACGAGCAACAGCGUGAACUUACAAGUCAUGUUUGAUGGUGGGAUAUCCUGCGAGGCAACAUCAUCGGUAUCAGAGAUCUUGAGUCCACAAAAGAUUCUGGGAGUGUCGUGGGAUAAGGCACGGGACUUGCUGCAAGUGUCCUCGAAGUCUUUGUUUACCUUCCUCCUGGAGACAGGCGACACAAAAAGGUUCGUCUUACAAGCCUCUUCUAGGGUCUUUGACCCCUUGGGAUUCAUGAGCCCGUUUACAAUACGCGUGAAGAGACUAUUUCAGCAACUCUGGAUCGAUGGAGUGGAUUGGGAUGCCAAACUUCCAGACCAAGCUCAGUUGGAAUGGAAGGCGUGGUGCACAGAAUUGCCCACUCUGCGUCUCGUCAGCGUGUGUCGACACGUUGGGAUAUACUCUUCGAACGGAGCCAGACACGUGACUCUUUAUGCUUUUUCAGACGCCAGCAUGCAUGCGUACGGAGCAGUCGUGUACGCUUGCGCGCAAGAGCCACAUUCAGAUGUUAAUCUACUGGUGUCCAAGUCCAGGGUUGCCCCUCUGAAAGAACUCACACUUCCCAGGCUGGAGUUGAUGGGAGCGCUCGUGGCUGCAAGGCUCGUCAACUAUGUUCGAACAGCCUUAGAGGACUGCGCAGUUGAAUGCCAUUACUGGACGGAUUCGACAAUUGUGCUCGCUUGGAUCCGUCACCACCCGUCCCGUUGGAAUCCUUUCGUAGCCCAUCGAGUUUCAGAACUACGCACAUUAAGCGAUCCUGAUAUGUGGAAGCAUUGUGUCGGGGAAGACAAUCCCGCAGAUUUGAUAACCAGAGGUAUCUCGGCACAUCGCUUGGUGGAGGAGGAUCUUUGUUGGCACGGUCCAAAAUGGCUGAAGGAUGAUCCUUCUGAGUGGCCAAAUGCCAAUGGUUUCAACGACACUGACGUCGAGUUGCGACGUCUUUGCGGGUCCUCUGUAUGGAAGACAGAGCACCAAGAAGUACUACAUCGUCCUCUUUACCUGCGCAUUAACGAGGGCUGUACACCUUGA
Molecule: messenger RNA, 1062 nt
Organism: Ornithodoros turicata
Lineage: Eukaryota; Metazoa; Arthropoda; Arachnida; Ixodida; Argasidae
Exons: 1
Coding region: 1-1062 (353 amino acids)
Source: RefSeq, a predicted model, not a curated record